Molecule: messenger RNA, 582 nt
Organism: Penicillium oxalicum
Lineage: Eukaryota; Fungi; Ascomycota; Eurotiomycetes; Eurotiales; Aspergillaceae
Exons: 3
Coding region: 1-582 (193 amino acids)
Molecular function (GO): O-methyltransferase activity
Source: RefSeq, a predicted model, not a curated record
AUGACUCCCCCAUCAGGAAACGGUAUUGAGGAUCGGAUUGCCGCGCUCACGCAAUGUAUACGUGCAGGCAGAGAGUCGAUCGGUGACACGACUCGGCUCGGCGCGCUGAAGGCUGCACGAGGCCUGAUGGAUGCUCUCAGGUCGCCGCUGGAAACCGUGAUCCAUGAUGUGGUCUUCGGCCCCGUUUUGCUGAUGGCCCUCCGUAUGGGGGUCCAACUAGGAGUCUUCAGGAUCAUCUGUGACGGCAAGGGCAGGGGAACCACACAGAACAGAUUGCGGAGAAUUCUGAAGCAAAUGUUCUUGUUGUUGCGCGACGAACAAGCCCGCGACAUUCUCGACAACAUUGUAAAUGCCAUGGAACCAGGCUACUCUCGCCUCAUAAUUAACGGCCAAAUUAUCCCUGAUAGAGAUUAUGAUUUUGCUACCGCUUGUAUUAGUAUCAAGAUGAUGGUUCAAGUCGGUGCUUUCGAGCGAACGGAGAAACAGCGGCGCGCUUUACUGACGUCUGCCGGCUUGAAAGAUCUCUCGUUUCACCAUCCCCCCAGUGGUGAUGAGGGGAUCAUCACCGCCGCAAGAGCAUGA